GGUAUAGAAUCUCCAUUGCUAGUUACAUGUUUUAAAAAUCGCGACAUAUUGGCGAUUUUGAUAUUGAAAAUAAAAUUGCAUAGUGCAUACACACACUAAAUAGAAUACAUUAAUGAUGACGCGUUCAUUUAAUCUUGCCUGAUCUAAAUGCAUUUGCGUGUUUCAAAAUUUAUAAGGUUAAGGAUAUUAAAAUAUGUUUAUAUAACUAAGUACACUAAACUGGGUAAAAGUUUUGGAGGUUUGAAACAGUUUGUAAGAAGUCAUUCAGUGUAUAACCUAUUUUGUUUUCCAUGUGCUGGAAUCAUAUUAACUUUGUAAAAGUGUAACAGAGACCUAUACUUCUACUUAUAUUAAUUCAGUAGAGUGAGGACAAAACAUUGUAUAUAGAGAAUGAAUGUAUUCUUUCAGAAAUCGCAGUAUUUUCUAAAAACCUUACAUGCAUAUACAAACUCAGUCCUUUGAAAUCGGAAGUUUACUUUUGGAAGCAAUAAUUAAUACAAAUCGUAUAAAAGGAAUCGCUCUUAUUUUCGUUUGUGUUAAGGUGGAAAAGUGCUGUUAUUUGAGUCCAAUUAGCUUCGUUUACUAUCAUACUUAUCAAAAAAAUAAACUGUAUCGGUAGACUUAUUCGAAUAAGCGUAAGAUAUUACGGAGCACGUUUCACUAUGCACACUGCACAUGUUUACAGCUACCUAACCAAAAAAAGAGUGAGAGAGAAGAGUUAUAACAUUUAAUAGUAGUGCCACUGUGUGAAGGAAUAAGUUUUGAGACUUCUAUUGUAUUUCUUGGGUUAUUUUCGGUUUCCAUACCACAGAAAAAUAUGCAUAAUCAUAUUCAUAAUGGAAACCGAAAAAUACAUUAGUUUUAGAAGCUAAUAUAACAAACUUAUGUAAUAUUUCAAAACAUUUGCAUAUUUAAAACAACCUAAACAAGAACCUUAUUCGGAAGUAAACGUUUAAAAAACAUUUGUGAGGAAUUUUAAUUAAAAUAUGCAUACAUAUAUACGUAGACAUUUGAUACUGAAUGAAUGUAAUAAUGGGUCAGAAAAAAACAAUUUUCAGCGAUGAAGCUCACUUUUGGUAGAACGGAUACGUUAAUAAACAAAAAUGUCGUUUUUGGAGUGAUGAUUAUCCACAAGCCAUUGUUAAGACACCGUUACAUCCUCAAACCGUCACUGUUUGGUGUGAUCUAUAGGCAGAGGGAAUUGUUGAUCCAUAUUUAAAAGAAAAAAAUGAAGGCGGUCCAAUUUAUUGAAGGAAACUUGUAGUGAACGCAUUAUAUCUCGCGUCGUGGUCCUGUGGCCCAAUCGUUGUACUAUUUUUUGUGUGGUAUGGUGGUCUGUGUCAAAACCGUCUUCGGUGAAGCUGUCCUACAGAUUCUAGCGACUCAUUAAUAAAUGUAAGAGGGGUCGUUCGAAAUCAGGAUUUUUCUGUCAUAACAAACUUUUUGAGAAAAAGUAGAAUCUGUUUUGGAAAGAUGACACUCCCAAGUGCUGCCCGAGUUUAUACAGAUGUGAACGCACACAAACCGGAUGAAUAUUGGGACUACGAGAAUUAUGUAGUUGAAUGGGCUAAUCAGGAUGAUUACCAGUUGGUUCGCAAAUUGGGCCGUGGAAAAUACUCGGAAGUAUUUGAAGCUAUAAAUAUUACAACGACGGAGAAGUGUGUGGUUAAAAUCCUCAAACCAGUAAAGAAGAAGAAAAUUAAGCGUGAAAUAAAAAUUUUAGAAAAUUUGCGUGGUGGAACUAAUAUAAUUACUCUAUUAGCGGUUGUAAAAGAUCCCGUUUCACGUACCCCCGCAUUAAUAUUUGAGCACGUCAAUAACACCGAUUUUAAACAAUUAUAUCAAACUUUAACGGACUAUGAGAUCCGUUAUUACUUAUUUGAAUUACUAAAGGCUCUGGACUAUUGUCAUAGUAUGGGUAUUAUGCACAGGGAUGUAAAACCUCAUAACGUUAUGAUUGACCACGAAAAUCGUAAACUACGCCUGAUUGAUUGGGGUUUGGCAGAAUUUUAUCAUCCUGGCCAGGAGUACAAUGUUCGAGUAGCGUCUCGAUAUUUCAAAGGACCGGAGUUGCUUGUUGAUUACCAAAUGUAUGAUUACUCGUUAGACAUGUGGUCCUUGGGCUGUAUGUUAGCUUCAAUGAUUUUUCGGAAAGAACCCUUUUUUCAUGGGCAUGAUAAUUAUGACCAACUCGUCCGUAUUGCCAAAGUGCUUGGCACUGAAGAAUUGUAUGCAUAUUUAGAUAAAUACAAUAUUGAGCUAGAUCCUCGUUUCCAUGACAUUUUGCAAAGGCAUUCUCGAAAGAGAUGGGAAAGAUUUGUCCACUCGGAUAAUCAACAUCUUGUUUCACCAGAGGCCCUCGAUUUUCUUGAUAAGCUUUUGCGUUAUGAUCACGUUGAAAGGUUGACUGCACGUGAAGCAAUGGCUCAUCCCUACUUUUUACCAAUUGUGAACGGGCAAAUAAAAUCUACCAGUCAGCAAUAAAAGAAUAUACAAUUGUAAACAUCGGAGUAAUACGUUGUCCGAAUGGAGAAUUAAAGUAACUUCAUGGAUGAGUAACUUAAUGAAUACCACGAAAAAAUUAGUUUAGUACGAAUCGACUCCAAAACAGAAGAGGAAUAUAAAAAAUUUUUAAUAAACCAUGAAAUUAUACAUAACUUAUUUAAUAAAAAAUUAUAAUAAAAUAUAAAA
This is a messenger RNA of Bactrocera oleae (olive fruit fly), 2691 nucleotides long. NCBI's taxonomy places the organism in Eukaryota, Metazoa, Arthropoda, Insecta, Diptera, Tephritidae. The record is from RefSeq and is a predicted model, not a curated record.